CCAUGAUACCAGUUAUCACGGCGUCGCCAGUGUGCAAUUCCAUGGCUCCUCAACAAGCCAUCUCGCCUCGGCAUCUCCAGGACCCCCAUUCGUCGAGAAUGUCCCCGCCUGUUGACGACUUGGAUGCGGUCGCGCUAGUGCCUCCGACAGCCGACGGAAUCUCCUCGUCCGACGACCUAGAGCAAGCCGGCACCACCACUGACGGGGCCAAGAAGCCCCCCAAGCCCCCCAUCACGUACCGAGCCGACAUUGACGGGCUGCGCACCGUGGCGAUUGUGCCGGUACUGCUGUUCCACGCGUAUCCAGAAAGGUUCUCGAGCGGGUUCGUGGGGGUGGACGUGUUUUUCGUGAUUUCGGGCUACCUCAUUUCCAGCAUUUUGUUCAAGGAAAUGGCCAACGGCAAGUUCACGUACGCCAACUUCUACGCGCGCCGCGUGCGCCGCAUCUUCCCCACGAUGCUCGUGGUGCUCACGACCACAUUGUGGCUCGGGUGCUUGUACCUGCUGGCGGACAAACUAAAGGCGCUGGCCGCGACCAUGCUGGCGGGUACAUUGUUCGGGGCGAACUUGCAGCUCGUGAGCUUGGAGCGCGGGUACUGGGACGCUGAUAUCAAGGAGAACCCGUUGCUGCACUUGUGGUCGCUGGGCGUCGAGGAGCAGUUCUACUUUGUCUGGCCGUGUGUUGUGGCGUACGUGGUCAAGCAGCCGGCGACCCGGGCGCUGGGGGUGCAGCUGUUCCUCCUCGUCUUGAGUUUCAUCGUCAACGUGGCAUUGGUAGACGUAGAUGGCUCUAACAAGUACGCGUUCUACGUCCCCGUGGCGCGAUUCUGGCAAAUGGGAGUUGGCUCAUUUCUGGCGUAUCUCCACCACGCAAAGUACUCGCCCCUCAUGUCGACCCCCGAUGGCUUGAAGACGCGACUCUUUUCCGCUUCGGGGGUCCUCCUGCUCGUGCUUGCCUUCGUGUCUCUGGACGAAUCGCGAGCGUUUCCCGGCUUUUGGGCCGUGCUGCCCACAUUCGCUGCCGCGCUCCUCAUUGCCGCGGGCCCCCACACCCUUUUAAACGCGCACGUGCUGUCGGCCACCCCCGUCGUGUACGUCGGCAAGAUCUCAUACGCUUUGUACCUAUGGCACUGGCCCCUGCUCGUCUUUGCCAAGGCGCGAUACCCAAACGAGGACUUUCGGCCGUUCUACAUGACCCCCGCCGCCAUGCUCGUGCUGGCGUUCGUGCUGAGCAUCGCCACCGUGACCAACGUCGAAAUCCCCCUACGCCACAACAAGUCCAAGAGGGUGCUUCCGGCGCUGGUGCUGGGAAUGGUCGUUCUGUGCGUCGUGUCGGCCACAGUGUACGGCAACCCUGGGUCGUUCUCGUUCACGCAGCAAGAGAUUGACGCUCUGCUUGCCCCUUCUUCUACCAGUGGGGGGAGCACGAUUCAAGUGGGGGGUGGACUUGGGGACAAGGAUGGAGUUGUUCUAGCCUCGACGACGGCGCCAUUGGUGGCUGGGGCGUCUGCGGGAACGACCAUGUCACCAUAUAACGUAGAACAAGGGACUGUCACGACAGGGAGCCCCUUGCUUGAAGGCCCGCCAGAAACCAACGUCGGUCCCUCCGCCGCCCCAGUGGCAACGGCUGCUCCGGUUGUCGAACAACCCAAUUCAAGCCGAGGACCUCGCGUUCAGCAACCAACGUACGUCAAAUUGGCGCAAGCAGCAGGCGACUGGAAUCCGGACGUCGGGUUCGAGUGGGUGCCGGAAGGGUCCCCGUUUGGCCGCGACGACCACGCCAAGAUCUUGAACCCGGAUCAGUUCACGCUCAUCGUGGGCUUGGGGGACUCGCACCUGGACCAAGUGAAGCCCCGGUUCAACAAACUGUUUGAAGACGCCAAGGUGGAGGGGAAGCCGUUUCCAACGAUGGUGUUCAAGACCCACGACGGCACCCCCGCGCUCUCAUGCGCGUCCUCGUGGCACCCGUUCAACAUGAACAUGAUCAAGGCCAUGAUGCCCAAGGUGGUGCUGCACAGCAUGAACUGGCCCCAGUUCCUUCGGCCGGGGGGGGCCGACUCGGACCCGUUGCAUGCAGACGCACUGCGCUGCUGCAUCCCUGGCUACGUCGACAGUUGUGACUACCAGAGCCCCAAGGACGUCGUGGAGCUGCUGCGGAUCUUCCAAGCCCAAAUGACAGAGCUCACAGCCCUUGGGAUCAAAGUGUUUGCCGCGACGACCAACCCCGAAGGCCCCUCCUUCGAUCCGAACCAUAUGAAGCACGGGUCCGGGGUCGGAGAUGUCCGGCCCGUGAUUCGGUCGGCCUUUCGCCAAGCGCACCGCGACCUCCUGGACAAGGUCGAGGCGGCGAUUGUGGCGUCUGGGGCGACGCUGAUUGAUUACUCGGACAACCAGUGCUGGCACGACGUGUGCGAAGUCGUGGAUCAACAAGGCGACCCCAUCAUGAAGGACUCCAACCACUUCCGCCCUGGGUUUGCCAGAAACUACCUCAGUGUCCUCGAUCAAGUCAUAGCCGCGGCCUAUGCGAGCUAGGUCCAUGUUGUGGUCGUGCUAUCUUUAACAACUAUUCAAUCCUAGAUACAUAUAUGUACUACAUAAGUAUGUGUUCAAAUGUUAUGGACGC
Messenger RNA from Aphanomyces astaci, 2622 nucleotides. RefSeq lists its product as hypothetical. The transcript has a single exon. Gene Ontology annotation, cellular component: membrane. Gene Ontology annotation, biological process: lipopolysaccharide biosynthetic process. NCBI's taxonomy places the organism in Eukaryota, Oomycota, Saprolegniomycetes, Saprolegniales, Verrucalvaceae. The annotation marks the transcript as partial. Gene Ontology annotation, molecular function: acyltransferase activity, transferring groups other than amino-acyl groups. The record is from RefSeq and is a predicted model, not a curated record.